GUGAAAAUCAACAAAUUAGAAAAAACCCUAAAUUCACUUUUAUAUUAAACCCAAACAAAAUAAUUACGAUCAUUUAAAUUAUCCAUUCAAGCUGACAGGUGACUUGACUUAACCUAAAUUUUGACAUGAGUUACGGAUAUCUUUUGUUUGUCACCAGAAACCAACCUAACCAAAUUUAUGACAACCUAUUCACGAAUAUCCCUAAAUCCUAGUGAGUAAUUUCUUGUUGAUACACAAGUUUAAGUUUCUCAAAUUUGCUUUGAGUCCGGCCCUGGUCGCGCAUGCCCCCAUCCCACCCUUCUAUUGAUAUUGUCCAGUUAGUUUACCAACUUUUUCCCCAUCAACAUGCAUAAAUACUUAUCAUCUAGUCUGAAUUCCGUGGUAUCGAUCGAUUUGGAGACCUCAUGGGCCGCUCAAAGCCUCCAAGAAGCCCUAAAAACAGCUCGAUACGAUGCCAAGUUUCAACAGAAACAAAUCCAAGAACGCGAAGAGAAACUGUUGCGUUUAUACGAAUCCCAACAACAGAAAACCUUCGAAAGAGUCGGUGGUCGAGGAAGUGCUGGAAGCAACACGAGUUUGGGGUCAACUGGGGGCGGAAAAGUCCGACAAAUGUUCGAUGAAAGGCGACAAAAAGCGGGGAUUGACCGGAGUUAUCCUCUAGAGCCGUUAAAAGCAACUAAUCCAAGGGGUGGAAGUAAAAUCACAGUUAAAGCAACAAAAAAUGCAAAACCGGAAGUUAGUAAAAAAAUUGUUCACUCGAUUUAUAAUAAUAAUGAUGGUGAUGAGAGUUUUGAACAACACACUUUUCAAAGCAAUAAUUUAUUAUUGAAUCAGACUUUUAAUAAACAUUCCGAUAUUGUGGAAAUGAUGAAUAAUCACAAUCUGAGUGAUUGUUUAGACAACGAACAAAUGCCAGAUUUGGGAUUUGAUGAAGUUGACGAGUCGGUGUUUCCCCGAAAACUCGCCAAUCUCGGCGGAAAACUCCCCAGUGAAAAGGUGGAGAAGAAAGCGAGUAAACCCCCGGGAAAUACUCUGGGAAAAACCUUCCGAAAGGAAACCAAGCCCAUCAUCAAGCGUAGCGUGAAAGCGAGUGCUUCAGUGCCGUCGCAGCAGCCCCCCAAAAGCCUGAUUUCGUCGCCGGUUCGCUCCCAGAGCAUGCAAUCGGCCAAGUCAAAUCCGGUGAAGAAGGGGACUCCCCAGCCGCCGCAGUCGGCGCGCGCCCCCUGCAAGGACCGGCCGUCGGCCAAGCAGUCGGGGAAGUCCCCCGUGGCGCGCGACGACUUGAACGAGUGCCGAUUUUGCAACCGGCGCUUCGCCGCCGACCGUUUGGAAGUCCACGAGUCGAUUUGUGGUAAAACGGCGAAGAAGAAACGCAAGAUUUACGACGCGACGAAGCAUAGAGUCGAGGGGACGGAAUUGGAGCAGUAUGUGCGAAAGGGGCACAAGAAUCUGAGUAGUAAAUCGAGUCGGCAAGCCCCCAAGAAGGACUGGCGACGCACCCACGAGGAGUUUAUUAAUGCUAUUCGGGCGGCCAAAAUGGCACAAGCACAUGUGGCCAAAGGGGGCAAGUUGGCGGAUUUGCCCCCGCCGCCCCCUUCGAGCAAUCCAGAUUAUGUGCAAUGUCCACAUUGUGGACGCAAAUUUAAUGAAGCCGCCGCCGAAAGACACAUCCCCAAGUGUGCCACUUAUGAGUUUAAUAAACCCAAACCGGGGGCUAAUAGGAGUAAAACUUCGGGCAGGAAUAUGAGAUAGGAGUUUGGAUUUUGUACUAAAUUCACAAUUAUUUUUUUUUGCUUUUUUUUUUCAUUUUAAUCAAAUAAUGUGGCAAAUGUAACACGUUUUUACAUCAUUAAAGGCUGGGAAAUGGAACUAGUGAUUUUCUAACUUUUGAGUCAUUUUUAAACUACGGUGCUGUGUGAUAAAGUAACUUAUUUUUUUACAAAUAAUACCAAAUUGAUUAGCUUUUUUUACUAGAAACUUGAUGUUGGCUAGUCCGCUUUAUGUUCCUCUUAAAAAUCAAUAAAAUUUGCUUUAUUA
This is a messenger RNA of Tribolium madens (black flour beetle), 2037 nucleotides long. RefSeq names its product zinc finger C2HC domain-containing protein 1C. NCBI's taxonomy places the organism in Eukaryota, Metazoa, Arthropoda, Insecta, Coleoptera, Tenebrionidae. The transcript has 5 exons. Bases 346 to 1752 code for a protein of 468 amino acids. The record is from RefSeq and is a predicted model, not a curated record.